Canis lupus familiaris (dog) is the source of this 3188-nucleotide messenger RNA. It is a transcript of the gene PDCD1LG2, whose product is annotated as programmed cell death 1 ligand 2. Lineage: Eukaryota; Metazoa; Chordata; Mammalia; Carnivora; Canidae. The transcript has 8 exons. Gene Ontology annotation, cellular component: external side of plasma membrane. Bases 125 to 1108 code for a protein of 327 amino acids. The record is from RefSeq and is a predicted model, not a curated record. Gene Ontology annotation, biological process: negative regulation of T cell proliferation; positive regulation of T cell proliferation; immune response.
ACAGGGACACAGUUCAAGGGGUCUCUGAGGGCACAGAAGCCACGCUUAAAAGCAAAACCAAAAUUUCUCAGUAGGCUGGGCUUCAGUCAGUUCCUCAGAGCCAGUUUUGAUUUGAAUUUCCCUCAUGUUACAAGGAAGCCUGAGCUGGAUGGAGAUGACAUGUUUUCUUCCCUUGCUUCAAGAGCGGUGCCAAGUUCUGAUGUGUCAAUUGGUGGAGAUUUUCUCCUGCCUUGAACUGGUGUGGCAGACGAUGGUGAAGCCACCACGGUUGGAUCGGGUACAGAACAUGUUCCUCCUCCUGCUAAUUUUGAGCCUGGGAGUGCAGCUUCACCAGACAUCAGCUCUAUUCACAGUGACGGUCCCUAAGGAACUGUACACAGUAGACUCUGGCAGCAAUGUGACCCUGGAAUGUCACUUUGACACUGGAGAUCCUGUGGAACUCAGAGACUUAAAGGCCAGUUUGCAGAAGAUGGAAAACAAUACAUCCUUGCACAGUGAGAGAGCCACCUUGCUGGGGGAGCAGCUGCCCCUGGGGAAGGCCUUAUUCCACAUCCCUCACGUCCAAGUGGCGGAUGCAGGGCAGUAUCGUUGCCUCAUCCUCUAUGGAGUCGCCUGGGACUACAAAUAUCUGACUCUGAAAGUCAAAGCUUCCUACAAGAAAAUAAACACUCAUUUCCUCAGGAUCCCAGGGCUGGACGAGGUAGAGUUCACGUGCCAGGCCGAAGGCUAUCCCCUGGCAGAGGUGUUCUGGCCAAACGUCAGCGCCCCUGCCAACACCAGCCACACCAAGACCUCCCAAGGCCUCUACCAGGUCACUAGCGUCCUGCGCCUCAAGGCACACCUGCGCGGGAACGUCAGCUGUGUGUUCUGGAAUGCUAACGUGAAGGAACGUACUUCAGCCGUCAUUGACCCUCAUGGUGGCAAUGAACCUGAUACCUCUUCAAACUGGCUGCUUCAUGUUGUCAUCCUUUCCAUCAUCAUUGUUUUGAUAUUCAUAACUACAAUGAUAGCCCUAAGAAAACAGUUCUUCCAAAAGCUUUGUUUUAAAAAAAACACAACAAAAAACUCUAUCACCACCGUAAGGAGGGAAGUGGACGGAGCUAUUUGAACCUGUGGUUUCAGGAGCUGGGGUGACCUGAUGGGACAUCCUCAAGAAGCUUCUGGACUCUGAACAAGAAUCUGUGGCCUGCAGAGCUGCUUGUUUGUACUUUUCCAAUGUGUAGAUCCAGUGUUCACCUGGAGACUGCAAAAAGAUGAGGCAGCUCCUGGCCUCCUGUGCUCAGAGGAAGCCAGGCAGCCUGCCGCUCACAGAUCCAGGCUCUCCCCUCUGCAGACUGUGACGCUAAGCAAGCACUACAGCACUUUAGAAAAUGAUCACGCUGGAUGCUAGAUGCCAAUGAGUGUUCUGAGGCUCCUUCUUGCUGCCAGACUGAGCACUAAGGGAAUUUUGCCCCUCGCACUUCCAAAGUGAUUUCCAGAAGCAGAGAUGAUUUCCAGUUACAGAAAUGGACCAAUUUCCAGUAGAUUAUUUUUAUCUACAGUUUUGUCUGGAUACCAGAAAAGCUUAUUGAGACCAUGAACUCGCAGAGCUUUAAACAAAGUCGAGGCAUAAUUGGCAUGUCAUAUGGCUUAGUGGAAUCUUGAAAGCCUCUGAGUUGUUUGAAUUAACAGAAAGCAUUUAAUUACAUAGUGCGCGACUACAAAUUGUAGAGAAAGGCCGUUGAGUAUUUUUGUGAGAUCUAAAUCACAAAGCAUUUGUUUUAACCUGUAAUGACACCAUAUUGAAUGAUUUUUUUAAAAAACUAUAUCUUCCUUUUUAAAAAAGCUGUUGUUUUGAUUUUUUUUUUUUAACCUCAGAAACCAAUGGCAUCCAUUUAAAAAAAUCUGGCACACUAAUAUGCUGCACCUGCCAAGAUUUCAGAUGGGUACCCAUAAUGUUCAAAGCUUCUUUCCUGGCCUUCUCUAUGGCUUUAAGCUUCACCUUUCAGUGGUUUGGUUCCAAGUCUGGACACAGUGACACUCACUAGGCAAGGCCUUUGAUGUUUGGCGAUGUAGAAAUGCUGUGGAAUCCCCUUAUGUGUGUGUCAAGGGGGAAGGUCAAUUUUACUGCUUGCAGCAACAACCGGUUAGUCAUGUUAAGUUUGUCCUGUGCUGCAACCAUAACCUAUAAACUCCCAAAUGUAUGCCUUGUCAAGCCCAGUAGAGUCUUAGGUUAGUGGGUUAUCUUUCUCAGUUUUGAACCAUGAGGAUCGGAGCAGAUUAUAUCUUCCCCUUAGACUGUGAGAACUCCGGAGGGCAAGAAGGGAGCAGGGUUUUGUCAGUGCUACGGCGUGCGUGUUGGGUGGGAUAGAUGCUUCAUGCAUGGUUGGCUCCAAGACUCACCAAAAUAUGGAGAAGAAUAGCUACAUGUAAUAUUCUUACUUUUUACGACCUUUAUAUGAUUGGCUAAAAGGUAUAUAAUAGCACUCCUUAAAAACACAAAAGCUGGAUGAGUUCUGUGUCUUUAAAAAAAAAGUACCUUUUACAAAGGAAGCAAAAAUAGCAUUUGGGAGAGUUUGAGGAAUUGAGAAAAGCCAAACAAACAAAAAUUACCUAUGAUUUCAUCAUCUUGACACAAAUAUUUUCAUUUUUGCUAUUGGCAUUUGGUCCUUGUCCUGACAUAGACACGAUUUCAGCCAUAGUUGUGAUUUUCUGUCCUUUUUUAAAUUUCUCAUCAUACCACGGGCUCCCAGCUGUGUGGCUGACUGGUCCUCCUAAUUAUCAUUUUUUAAUGGACUCAUGAGUUAUAGAUCAUAAUGAGAGGGGUUUGGGCCCAAGCUCUCUUCAUCCCCUGAACGCCCAUUUUUUGACUAGUGGACUACAGUGACCUUUAGGGUUUAAAGAGUAGUAUCAUUUCAGAGUAGUGUUUAGGAAUCCCUGAAAAGCCUGGGUAUUUCCAUUUCCCCCAAUGCACAGAUACCUUCAUAGAUGACUUCAAGUCCCUUUGGGGAUGGCUUUGAGGAAGAUCUGCCAUAUUUGUGGCAUUGUUGCAGGGUCUUCUCUGAGAAUUGGGGAAGAAGCUAUGAUGCUCAGUUGUGAAAAAGUCAAGUCAGAUUUCUAUUCUAUAGAUCAAGUAAUGCUUUGGUAGGCUGGCUGUCUAUUUCAUUCUUAGGGCCAACCACUAUUAAAGAUUUCCUAAAAGUAAAGAA